Messenger RNA from Nicotiana tabacum (common tobacco), 532 nucleotides. The record is from RefSeq and is a predicted model, not a curated record. Lineage: Eukaryota; Viridiplantae; Streptophyta; Magnoliopsida; Solanales; Solanaceae.
AUGGGUUGUUGUCAAUCUUCAAUCCAGCAAGAGCUAAGCUCAGAGAAGGAUCAGCGCCAUGGAGGAGUGAGCCACCCACGCGCCUCCAACGGGACCGGCGCCGCCGUGGGUGACGGUGGUGUACCGGUUUUCUCGGAGUUCUCACUUUCUGAGCUCAAAGCAGCUACGAAUAACUUCAGCUCAGAGUUCAUAGUUUCUGAAAGUGGCGAAAAGGCCCCUAAUAUGGUUUACAAGGGCCGUUUGCAGAAUCGGCGUUGGAUCGCUGUUAAGAAAUUUACUAAAACGGCUUGGCCUGAUCCUAAACAGUUUGCGGAUGAAGCAUCAGGUGUUGGGAAAUUGAGGCAUAAAAGGCUGGCUAAUUUGAUUGGCUACUGUUCUGAUGGGGAUGAAAGGCUGCUUGUAGCUGAGUACAUGCCAAAUGAUACACUUGCUAAACAUCUGUUUCACUGGGAGAAUCAAACCCUUGAAUGGGCAAUGCGUUUAAGAGUGGCUCUAUAUAUUGCUGAAGCAUUGGAUUACUGUAGCAGUGAAG